Molecule: messenger RNA, 741 nt
Organism: Hydatigera taeniaeformis
Lineage: Eukaryota; Metazoa; Platyhelminthes; Cestoda; Cyclophyllidea; Taeniidae
Source: the annotation of a GenBank genome assembly
AUGGGCGAGGAACAGAAGCUUAUUUUGCCAGAAACAAGUUUGCUGAAAUACAAAAAUCUUGUGCGUGUCUCUAGCAAAUCGUCCAAAUCCGAGGGCAAAAACGUGAGUAGCUUUGAUCCGCGCAAAAUCUGCGAGAUGCAGUCGACUGAAAGCAUUCUUGCCAGUAUCAUGCCCCCACGACGGCUGGAAAUUAAAGGAGAUCUCUUCAUUCAAGAGGUCUCUUCAGCUCCAGCGUCUCGCGCCGAUGUCGUCCAAUUGACUAAACAACUGGAUCAACAACUUGAGGCACGGGGUGCUAAAAUGACGGGCAUUUGCCCUGUUAGAAGAGAGUUAUUUUCCCAAGUCUUUGAUGAAUUGAUACGUCAACUGACAAUUCACUGCGCUGAGCGUGGUUUGCUACUGCUUCGUGUACGAAAUGAGGUACAGACAACCAUAUCAGCCCUGCAAUCAAUUUACGCCUCCGGUGUGGUAUUCGGUCUGCAAAAGUCGCUGGCACGCGAGGCUGACCGCAACCAUCAGGCAAAUCGUGUUGCCGAGUUGGAAACAGAGAUAGCCAACCUUGAGAAGAGAAUAAAGAUAGAAGUGCUAAAUUGCAAGGCCUUGGAGGAGAAGGAGGCCAACCGGCUGGCCGCGGCCACUCGAAGAGCUGAAGAAGACGUUAAUUUCUUACGCAAGGGGCAUGAACAGCUAAAGAACCAGCUAGAAGACGUUUUGAAUCAGUUCAAGAUUGUCAAUGAAUAG